AUGAUGAAAGAGGUGACAGGAUUGGAGGGGCAUCCCUGGGCCAUACGCGUCCGCAGCGAGAAGCUGGUCCAGCCUCGUCACCAUCCCCGUGUCAAGGCUCCCCUCCCUUGGGGAUCAGACCCUGCCUUUCCUGAGGCUGGGAGGGGUGGCAGGAGGUUGGUGAUGAAGAGGAAGGUGCUGAGGCACCGACCUGAUGGCAGUGCUGAGGUGUGGAACGAGUCAGCGAGCAGUGAGCCAGAGAGUGGGACCAGGAAGCUGCUUCCCCCAGGGAUCAAUCCAGAAGAUGACAUUUCCGAGGGGGAAAUGGAGACAAGCAGCAGCUUCCUGGAGGAACCCUCAUGCCAGUGGCCCCGGAGGGAUCGUUCUACCUUUCUCCUUGGGCAUCUCAGGGGACGGAGCCUUCCCAUUUCCCAGGACACCACCAGCACCAUGGGACAACCCAAAUCCUUUAUCCCUCCCCGCUUCCAGCUGCCCAGCCGGGGGAAAUCUGACCCUGUAACUAGAUAUUUAGAAUAUAAACGCAACUGGGAGAAAUUCUGCAUUCCGGGUGAGACUCAGAGGCAGGAAUUAUGCUGGAGUGUCCGGGAGCAGAUGCGCUGCAAGCCCCAGCUCCCCAAAAAGCCCCAGCCCCAACCUCUCCCCAACAAAUACAUUGUCCCCACCCAAAAGAAGCGAGCAUCCCUGUGCUGGGAGGUGCGCUGGGCCCUGGCCCAUGGCCUCCUCCCUCCAAAAUACACCUAGGGCCAUAAUUAUAUUUUUUCCCCCCUCAUAAUUUACUGGAAAAAUCUCCACUUCUUUGUUGUUAGUUUUUGGGGGGGGAAUUUUGCCUUUUGAGCAGGGAAACUCUGGUGUUAAAACAUUCCUCAGGGCACUGGAGGGACUGUGUGAAAUGUGAUAGUUUUAAUAAAGGGUGUGGAAAGCUUCA
Messenger RNA from Apus apus (common swift), 925 nucleotides. It is a transcript of the gene HYLS1, whose product is annotated as HYLS1 centriolar and ciliogenesis associated. Gene Ontology annotation, biological process: cilium assembly. The coding region runs from base 1 to 741 and encodes 246 amino acids. The record is from RefSeq and is a predicted model, not a curated record. Gene Ontology annotation, cellular component: centriole; non-motile cilium. NCBI's taxonomy places the organism in Eukaryota, Metazoa, Chordata, Aves, Apodiformes, Apodidae. The transcript has a single exon.